AUGACGUGCCAGUGUUCGCCUAUCCACACAGGAGCUAAGUGCGCAGAAUGUGAUCAACAGAACGCGCAAAUGAUUGGCGAGAAAUGUAUUGCAAAGAAGUGCAUUGUGCAGCAACAGCCACCGGAUCCACAGCCCAGUCUGCGCACGGCUACUGCUCAGGAUAUCUGCGGGAACACAGGCACGUACACCACUUAUGGUGAUCCGAGCAAUCCGUUCAUCACAUGCGUCCCUAAAGAUGCUGAUAGUGGAAAUGUCUCCGCCUACAACGGCACCUUCUCUGCUAAACCUGGAUGUGUAUUUAUCAGUAAGAUAGACAAGACAAGAAGAUUCUUUUGUGGAUUCCUUGAGAAUAUAACAGAAAACCUGUCAACUGGUAACUUGCCUACGUGCGCUAAACCUUCCGAAAAACCCGAUCUGCCUGAAACAUGUACUCACUGUCCAACUGACUUUCACCUUGUACACUUUGGGGAAAACAAUAGCACAUGUAUGCACAAGAGUUGUCACGAUGGCAAAUCCAGUCAUAUGUGGUACAAUUACUGCGGCGGCGUGGGAGACUGUAUUCAGAAGAAGGAUAAAAGCGGAUACGAGUGUGAUUGUGGGACUGCUGCUAAAUGGGAUCCAAAUUUGAAGGCGUGUGUUACUGAUGCAUGCAAGCUCAACAAGAGUCUUGCUGGCCCCUAUGCACCAGACUACUGUAUUCCUCAGUCUACCUUUACACUCGAAUGCACUGUCGGACGGGACGCAACGUGGCAGUGUAAUUGCACUGGGGACUAUGUUACGUACAACAAGACGUGCAUUUCAAAGAGUAAGAACGCUGAUCCAAAGACUCAGCGAGCAAGGGGACUCUGUGGCGGCCCCGGGGCGGGAUAUAUAGACAGUACUGGAACCUGCGUCUGCAGCAAUGGCUUCCUCAAGAUCGGUGACAUGUGCUACAGCUACGACUGCCUGCCAGUUGGCAUAUCAGAUAACAUAAGGAAUCCGGAUAUCAACGUGCUUGUCUGCUCCGGAAAGGGGGUCUGCGCAUACAACCAGCUGACUGGCCGGUACGGCUGCGAGUGCAGCGACGGACUGGAGGCCUUCGGGGGCUACUGCACUCAUCCAGGAUGCGCCGGAAAGGUAAUGCAUAACGGAGAAAUUAAGUAUGUUGAGUGCAAAAUCUACGAUGGAACAACUGGAGAUUGUACAAACGAUAAGGGCACAUAUUCCUGCAAGUGUACUACUCCGUAUAGAUCUGUCAAUGGGAUCUGUGUUCAUCAGCGUUGCGUAUCGUAUGAUAACGUCUAUUGCGGAGGAGAUGUCCUGGCUGCAUGCGUGCAGGGGAGUAAUUACUAUUACGGGUGUGUCUGCUCCGAAGGCUAUGAGAGGGGCCAGCUCAAUUCGGAAUGCAUUCCAAGUAAGUGUGUUUACAGAAGGCUGCUGAGUGAUCCCACUAUUGCAUGCAAUGGGUUAGGAACAUGUGGCGGAGAAGGAUCUUUGUUGAAGAAUAGGCGGUGUGAGUGCAAGUCUGGUGCUAAGCUAGUCACACUUAGAGAUGUGAAUGGGGAGUUGAGAGAAACAUGUAUAUUAAGUGAGUGCAUUUCUAGUGAGGACGGAGUGGAACCGCCGAUUAUCUGUGGAGGACUAGGCAGUUGUGGGUCCACAGGAUGCGUAUGCGAUCUGGGGACAAAGUUAUUUAAAAAGGCUUGCUUUGGCAUCAACUGCUUUAUUAACACCGUAGAUGAUAGCGGACAACUUGUUGAGUCUGUGUGCGGUGGCGAGACCGUUGGGGUGUGCACAAAGAUAGCGUCGCACGGCGAUCGUCGAGACUACGCUUGUAAGUGCAAGGACCCGAAGCCUGACGAGUAUGAAGAACUUGAUGGGUUCUGUCUACCAAAAGCUUGCAUAUUUGAAAUCACAACCUUGACUAAUCAGCAGGUGAGGACGAUGUGCGGUGGAAAGCAGUUUGGAACAUGCGUUCUUAAUGCUACUCAAUCAUCCAAGUCAUACUGUAAGUGCAUAAAUCGAUAUGACAUUAUUCAAAUAACAAAUGGAAAGUGUAUGAAGAAAACCUGUCUUAGCGACUCUCUUUCUGGAGGUCCGGAGGGAUACGUUGAAUGUUCUGGACAUGGGAAGUGUAUAGGGGAUCAUAUUGUGGGGUACUCGUGCAAUUGUGACGAAAAUUAUCAAACGGUUGCAGACGAUCGCCGUUAUUUGUGCGUACCAGCUGUCUGUGUUGUAUCAGAGACAAAUUCCAGUACUAUAUGCAACGGAAGAGGGACCUGUCAGUUCAAGACAGACCCAGGAAAGUGCGAGUGUAGGCCUGGGUAUGAUGGUACCAAAUGUGAGACGUGUGCAAAUGGCUACAAGGAACACACAGAUGCACAGUGCUACCUCAAUGGCUGUCCGGCAGACAAUUGUGGCACGGAGGAAAAUACUAGCGUAGGGGCUUGCCAAUUUAGCGGAAACAGUUUUGCUUGCGUCUGCGUCAACUCGAGCUUCGUCGUUGACAGUGCUAGCAAGAAGUGCCGAAAAUCCAGAUGCGUUUGGUCGGAUCCAUACGAUCAGACAGAAAAAACGUGCUAUGGCAUGGGUACGUGCAAUGAUAACGGCGAGGACACUGGGGCGUGUGUUUGCAACCCCGGGACAACCCUAGUCGGGACAAACAUCUGUGUUUAUAGCCAGUGCAUCUCGGAUGGAAGCGACCCCAAAGCAAUAUGCAAGGGGCGCGGGACAUGCGUAGAGGGCCCUGUCGCCGGGACAGGACUGUGCAGAUGCGACAGCAGCAGAUACCGCACAGACAAGAAGACCGGCCAGUGCUUUGUCAAGGAGUGCUUCGGGGCACACGAGAGCAUCCUGGCCGAGGUCUGCGAUGGCGGUGGAACAUGCAGUGAAGACACUAAAAAGUGCAACUGUAGCGUAGACGGCUUCCAGAGCCUCGACGGCCAGAACGGCUGCGUGCACAGCAGCUGCGUCUCGUCGAACAACAAGCUUUGUAGCGGCUUUGGGGCCUGCGAGAAGACCGGUGACACCUACGGCUGCCUGUGCGCAAGUUACUAUACUCUGGUCGACAAAGACUGCAUCCCCACAAGGUGUCUCAAGGACGGGAAAGUCUGCAACGGCGGCGGCACGUGCUCCGGCGAGGGAUCCUCUGCGACCUGUAGCUGCAACCAGGGCUGGGCUUCGCUGAAUAACCUCUGCUACCCGGCAGCCUGCGUUUCCAGUGGGACGCUCUGCGGGGGGAAUGGCAACUGUCCACUUUCCACAGAUAGUACAUGCGAGUGCAAGUAUGGGUAUGAAAGUGUUCUUGACCAGCUCUGUAUCAGCAGCCAGUGCGUCCAGCGCGGCACCGACGGCACCGUGACGAUCUGCGGGGGCAACGGCAGGUGCGUGUCUGAGAACGGCGUGACUCCCAGCUGCGUGUGCAACGAGGGCUUCUCUCUCACAAGCGACUUCGUCUGCGGAGUCCCUGCUCCAUCCAACAAGUCAUCAAGUACCAUAACGAUUGCAGUCGUGGUCGUCGUCCUCCUCGUCCUCGUUGCAGUGGCCGGCUUCCUCGUCUGGUGGUUCGUGAUACGGCCCAGGAAGAGCGGUGAGUUGAGGGAGCGCGCCCCGCGGAAAGGCCCUAGCUUUAGUGGCUCGCAAAAGCUCAAGAAGCAAGCAAGCUCCAAGGCGUCGCUCCACGCCACUGCGCCCCUACUGAGCCGGUCAUCUCAUGCCGGUUCUAGUGUCCAGCUCUAG
Molecule: messenger RNA, 3717 nt
Organism: Giardia duodenalis
Lineage: Eukaryota; Fornicata; Diplomonadida; Hexamitidae
Product: High cysteine membrane protein EGF-like
Exons: 1
Coding region: 1-3717 (1238 amino acids)
Source: RefSeq, a predicted model, not a curated record